UCAUCCUUAUAAAACGCAAAAUGCCCAUCGUCGUAUGCAGAGAGACGGAAAGAGAGACCAAAACUCAGGGCGAAAAUGGAAUUAAACGAGAAGGAUAAGAUACGUUCUCACUGAAUUGUCCGCUCUUCUUCCUCCCCAAAUUCCUCUCUUAAAAAUCCCUAAUCUGGAGAAAAGAAAAUUCUCCAAAAUCGCUAGUUCUCAACCAAUUCAACCCCAUGAUCGGUCCUUUUUGCUAAGUUUUUAAGGCAAUUUCCAUUCCCAGAAAUGGCUUCAUCUUCUCCUUCCGAUGAUCGGCGAUGCAGACGAGUGGGCAGCUUAAACUGGCGCUGCCAUGAUACCGCCUCGCCGGGAAGAAUAUAUUGCGAGAAGCAUUACCAUCAGGCAAAGGCUCGAUACGAGAGGAGAAGAGAGAAGGAGAAGGAGAAGAGAUCCUUAGAUGGCCAAGAUGUGGAUCGCGGAUCGAAGAAUGCGAAGAAUCAAUCUCUCGACGGAACUGACGAUGUCAAAUUGAAGAAGGCAAAGAAGAGAUCUUUAGACGACAUCAACGACGACUCGAAGAAGGUGAAGAAGACAAGGAGAUCGGGAUCCGACGAUGGAGACGGCGAGGUGGGCGAGACGGAUUAUUUGAUGAAGAGAGUGUUGGGUGAUCAGGAAAAGGCCAUGGCUCUGUACAAGAUGGCGAAGGACGGAUCCGAUUUUGGCGGGAAGAGGAUCGUUUCCGGCGACGGUGAGCGGUUUUCCGGCGACAGGCAGGGGAAUUCCGGCGGAGGGAAGAAUUCCAGCGCGAUGAAGAUGACUCCAGACGCACGGAAAAGAAUGAUUCUUGGGAACGGAGGGGCAAAAAAGGAUUUACUGGAUCCUACCAGUGAGAAAAGGAAACAAAUUAGUGUGAUGGGGAGAGAAGCUAGAUCACUCAGUGAGGAGAUGGGGACUUCUGGCAACAGCAAGAGGAAUUCCUGUGACGUGAAGUGCAAAUCCGGCAGCAUGGGAAACCGGAAUCUUGGAAAUGUAGUAGUAGAGAUUGGAUCAUCGCAACUUGUUACUAGGAAAAACAACCAACAAACUAGUGCACUGGGAAGUAGAGAUCGGGAACUUGGUAAGGGAAUGGGGAGUUCCUGUGAGGAGACCAGGAACUUAGGUAGCAUGAGAAAACAGGCUCAUGGAAAUGUGGUAGCAGAGAUGGGAUCAUCAGAUGUUAACUGUAAAAACAAGAAACAAAUUGGUGUACUGAGGAGCAAUGAACGGGAACUCGUUGCAGGGAUGGGGAAUUCUAGCAAGGGGCAUGAGAAUGCCUGUGAGGAGAUGAGGAACUCUGUCAAGAAGAGGAAGUGGAAAGAUGGAAAUGGGGUAGCAGAGAUGGAAUCAUCACAUGUUACUAGUGAAAAAAAGGAACAAAGUAAUGUCAUGGAUCGCAAAGGUUUGCAGUUAGGCGAGAGGACAGGAAAAUCUGGUGAGCAGCCGAGGAGUAUCUGCAAAGAGAUGAUGAACUCUGCCAAGAAGAGAAAGCAGAAUCUUGGAAAUGGGGUAGCAGAGAUGGAAUCAUUAGACAUUACCACUAAAAAUAAGGAACGAACCAAUGCAAUGGGGAGCAAAGAUCGGGAAUUUGGUGAGGGUGCGGGGAAUUCUGGCGAGGGGAAGAGGAACUUCUCUGAGGAGACGAGGAACUCUUGCAGCAGGAGGAAACAGAAUGUUGGAAAGGGCGUAGCAGAGACGGGAUCAUCAGAUGGUACAUGUAAGAAAGAGGAACAGAAGAGUUUGAUGUGCCACCAAUGUCUGCGGAAUGACAAGGGUGAUGUUGUCAUAUGUUCUAAUUGCAAAAGGAAGCGCUACUGCUAUCCCUGCCUUGAAAAGUGGUAUCCUGAAAGAACAAGAGAGGACAUUGAGACUACAUGUCCUGUCUGUUGUGGAAAUUGCAAUUGCAAAGCAUGCUUGCGUAAUGUGGUCAUGAUGCCUAGCAGGCAGGAAGCAGAUGCAAAUGUCAAACUGCAACGGCUGAUCUACUUGCUACAGAAAGUCCUGCCCGUCCUUAGGCAAAUUCAUUCUGAGCAGCAAUCUGAAAUAGAAAUUGAAGCCAAAAUACAAGGGAUCCAACCAAUGGAAGUAUGUGUAACAAGGUCUAUGCUUGACAAGGAUGAGCGUCUUUACUGCGACAAUUGUCAUACAUCCGUUGUUGAUUUCUACCGAACCUGCCCCGAGUGUUCCUAUGAUCUCUGUCUCUCAUGUUGUCGAGAGCUCCGGGAAGGUCGGCAGCCUGGAGGAAGUGAAGCAAAGUCUGCUCACCAGCAGUUUGUAGAAAGAACUCAUGGUCAAGGUACAGAUGCAAGCACCCAAAGUAACACCAAAAGGAAAAGGUUUGGUUGGGAGAGUCAUUUGGCACGAGCCACAAAUGAUUGUGCUACUGAUUCAUCCCGCCCCUUUCCUGAUUGGGUAGCGACCAGUGAUGGUAGCAUUCAAUGUCCUCCAAAGGCCCGUGGUGGUUGUGGCAUCGCGUUACUGGUGUUGCGGCGUACAUUCAAAGUUAAUUGGGUAGUCAAGCUGCUUAAGAAUGCAGAGGACCUUACUAGCCGUUGUCAGUUUUCCAAUGAUGAUUUAUCUCAGGGGUGCCCUUUGUGCCUUCCUAAUGGUUCUCCAGCUGAACAUAACAAAAGUAAUUUGCGCCAGGCAGCUUCUAGAGAGAACAGUUGCAAUAACUUUCUGUACUGCCCAAAUGCACUAGACUUGGGAGGUGAUGGAAUUGAGCAUUUUCAGAGUCACUGGGUGAGAGGUGAACCAGUAAUAGUUAGAGAUGUUCAUGAAAGGACAUCCGGCCUUAGUUGGGAGCCAAUGGUCAUGUGGAGAGCUGUUAGAGAGAUGCGCAACAAAAACGUCAAAGAGGAGAAUAGAACUGUCAAAGCUAUAGAUUGCUUGGAUUGGUGUGAGGUUGAGAUUAAUAUUCACCAAUUCUUCCAAGGCUACUUGGAGGGUCGAAUGCAUAAGAAUUGGUGGCCAGAGAUGUUGAAGCUGAAGGAUUGGCCUUCUUCAAGCGCAUUUGAAGAGCGCCUACCAAGGCAUGGGGCUGAAUUUAUUGCAGCUCUCCCAUAUCAAGAUUAUACCCAUCCAAGAUCUGGUCUUUUGAAUCUUGCUGCAAAGCUUCCUGAUGGUUGCUUAAAGCCCGACUUGGGACCCAAAACAUACAUUGCAUAUGGAUGUUGUGAAGAGCUUGGCAGAGGUGAUUCAGUGACGAAGCUGCAUUGUGACAUGUCUGAUGCGGUUAAUGUUCUGACACACACAACUGAGGUGAAAAUGGCUGCAUGGCAACGUGAUGGUAUAAGAAAAAUGCAGAAGAAACAUGAGGCUCAAGACUUGCGAGAACUUUACGGUGGGGGGAUAAACAAAGUGGCAAAUGAUGCUACUAAAAUACAGAUAAAUGGAUCAGGGAAACAACUUCAGAGUAUAAAGCCUGUACCUACAAAAUGUGAAGACGGUGUUGAGAGCAAUCCACCAUUGCUAGAAGGUGAAAAUAUAAGGGCAGAAAAACUAGAAUUCUCAGACGGAGUAGUAGGAAGUCAAACCGAACAACUUGAUGCUAAUGACUCUGUACAUUUACAAUCUGAUGGCAUUGUUGAGAAGACUUUGCCGUCAUCAGCAUUUAUUAAUGCAGGGAGAGGUGAACCAGAUAAUCAGAAAAUUGCACUGGAACUGUCUGGUUCUCCAAAAUGUACAGAUAUGGCUGAUCCUGACACACUGGUGCAAGAAGAUAUGAACAUGAAGAUGCAGGUUUUGGAUGAUCAAGCAGAUAAGAUGAAUGAAUCUUCCAAUCCAAAAAUGAAUGUAGGGAGAGGUGAACCAGAUAAACAUAAAAUUGCACUGGAACUUUCUGGCUCUCCGAAAUGUACAGAUAUGGUUGGUCCUGACACACUAUUGCAAGAAGACAUAAACCUGAUGACACAGAUUUUGGAUGAUCAAGUUGAUAAGACGAACAAAUCUUGCAAUUCAAAAUGUGGAGACAUUGUGUAUAGCAACUCCCCGUUGCUGGAGAAAAUGUAUUUGGAGAAAGAACAGCCUGAGACCCAACAAAUGGAAAUGAAAGGUUCUUUAAUGCACGAGGGCUUGUUGCCAGAUAGCAUUGAUAUCGAGGAAACAGUGUUACAUAAUGAACAUCAUCAGGCGCAAGGUACUGAUUCUCCUACAUCUUACAAUACUGUUAAUAGAAAUUCACUAUUACAGGAAGACAUGGAUUUCAAGGCGGAGAAGCUAGAUAAACAGCACUAUACAGAUGUCGGACUUCAUAAAUGUGCAAGUAACGAUGAGAGGAAUUCACCUUUGCCCAAGACCAGUAACAGGUUGCUAGAAAGACGGGAUGGAGAAAAACUUGCAAUUUCAGAAUCCAGCUCUUCUAAAAGCAGGUCUGUUGCUCACAGGGAUUCUUCAUCAGCAGAUAAGGUUGAUGCAAGCAUUGCUCCCGGCUCUAAAUCUAGAUGCUGUCCUGACAUAGUUGGUGCUGAUUCUGAAAUAAUAGUUGAGAGGCAAUCAUGCAAUCCAGAAGAUGUUCCCCCCACUGAUGCUAAUCUGACAUUAGAAAACAAACCUUUCAAUGGGAAGGAUGAUGCUUUCAGAAAUUCUUUUUCAGAGGAGAAGGGAAUUUCUGGUCCAGGGUCAACAACGUCAGAUGAAGUGAAUGAUUCUCUUCACAGUGAUGACACUUCGAAAGUUGUUUAUGGAGGUGCCGUUUGGGAUAUCUUUCGUAGGCAGGAUGUGCCAAAACUAAUCAAGUACUUGCAAAAGCAUUGGAAAGAAUUUCGUCAUAUAAGCAGCCUUCCCGUCAAUUCUGUGAGUAUCGUUAUUCAUCCAAUUCAUGACCAAACUCUUUUCUUGAAUGAAAGGCAUAAGAAGCAGCUGAAAGAGGAGUUCGAUGUUGAACCUUGGACGUUUGAGCAAUACCUUGGGGAAGCAGUUUUUAUUCCAGCAGGAUGUCCUCAUCAAGUGAGAAAUAGGAAGUCAUGCAUUAAAGUUGCCCUUGACUUUGUAUCCCCUGACAACGUUCAAGAGUGCGUUCGGUUGACAGAAGAGUUCCGUUUGCUACCCAAAAACCAUAGAGCUAAGGAAGAUAAAUUGGAGGUCAAGAAGAUGGCUCUGUAUGCUGUUAGUGCUUCGGUCAGAGAAGCUAACAGCCUGAUCUCACAACUCGACUCUGGAAAGUGUUUUUGACUCAGAAACUUCAUCUUUAGCUGCCUCUGACUGGAUUAUUGAUCGAAUGACCAGCUGAUCAGGUGAAGCCUUUCAGCUGCCCAAAUUGCUGCAUCUAUUUUCCUUGCAGUAUUUCAACCUCAGCGAUUGGAUUCAGGAUCUAUGGGACUUGAAUGGUUCUUUCAAGUUUCACCUUGCACCAUCACACUCUCUGCUCUAGUAGUAAAAGAGAAGAGAACAGAAAUACUAACUGAAAGAGACAUUCAAGAGAAAAUUGAGUCUUCAUCAUGCAAAUUAAAAUCAUGAGAAUGAGAAAAAAAGGUGUGGAAUUGAGUUUGUUCAUACCUGCGGAAGACAUUUAAGUGGAAGCAAUGUGCUGGUGUGAAUUAACAUAUUGGGCCGGAUUCGAGGGCCUGGAUGUUAAUGGAAUUAAUGCAUUACACCAUUUGAAAAUGGAUGUUGAGAUGAUCUGGUUGUUGGCAGUGGCAGCUAAGAUUUUAACUGUUUAUUUCGGGUUCCACUUCUCUAGCUUCCCACACCCCCUGUUAGGUAUCAUUAUCUUCCAUGGUCAUUUUUAUAUACAAGCUCGAUUCUGGCCUGAAAGAUUUUUAUAAAAUCCAUAGUUUUUUUACCCAAGAAUGUGACUUGUAUCAUUGUAUGUGUUCCCUAUGUACAUAAAUGGGAACUUUCAGGAUAUGGCAGAUCAGCACCAAGUUGGUUAAAUGACUCUUGGAUUUAAAAGCUUCUUCUUCUUCUUCUU
Magnolia sinica is the source of this 5926-nucleotide messenger RNA. Its product is annotated as lysine-specific demethylase JMJ27-like. Bases 265 to 5187 code for a protein of 1640 amino acids. Gene Ontology annotation, molecular function: chromatin DNA binding; transcription coregulator activity; histone H3K9 demethylase activity. Gene Ontology annotation, cellular component: histone deacetylase complex; chromatin. The record is from RefSeq and is a predicted model, not a curated record. Gene Ontology annotation, biological process: regulation of transcription by RNA polymerase II. NCBI's taxonomy places the organism in Eukaryota, Viridiplantae, Streptophyta, Magnoliopsida, Magnoliales, Magnoliaceae. The transcript is spliced from 18 exons.